GAUAAGCUCUCCCUAUCGCUGAGCCCACCCACUUCCACUUUACCGCCCGCGCCCGACUCCGCCUGCUCCCCUCCCCAACCCCGCCGCGGCGGAGCGCUAAACCCUAGGCGUCGGCGGCGGCGGCGGAGGAGGAGGGGGACGAGCCGCGAUGUCGCACUUCGGGAGGUCGGGGCCGCCGGACAUCCGCGACACCUUCUCGCUCCUCGUCCUCAACAUCAGCUUCCGCACCACGGCGGACGACCUCUUCCCGCUCUUCGAGCGCUACGGCAAGGUCGUCGACGUCUUCAUCCCGAGGGACCGGAGGACCGGGGACUCGAGGGGUUUCGCGUUCGUGCGGUACAAGUACGCUGACGAGGCGCAGAAGGCUAUAGAGCGCCUUGACGGCAAAAAUGUGGAUGGGAGGAACAUCAUGGUGCAGUUUGCAAAGUACGGCCCUAAUGCGGAGCCAGUCCGUAAAGGAAGGGUCAUAGAGGUUGUUGAGAAACCACGAGACAGGUCAAGAAGCCGUAGUCCAAGGCCAAGGCACAGAGACAGAGAUCAUAGGAGGCGAAGUCGCAGCAGGAGCAGAGAAAGGCAUGGGCGUGAUAGAGACAGGGACUAUCGUCGCCAGAGCAGAAGCAGAAGCAGAAGUAGAAGCCGAAGUCCGAGUUCAAGUCCUGACCGCAAAAAUCAUCGUAGAGCAAGAGAUGAUGAUAAGCGCAGGAGCAGGAGCAAGAGUAGGAGCAAAAGCAGAAGCAGAAGCAGGAGUAGAAGCCACUCAUACCAUAGUGCUUCACCUGCUCGGCGCAGUGCUAGCCCUCGCAAAAGCUCACCACCAAGGAGGAGCCCCACUCCUGAAAAGCACACCAAUGGAAAGGAUUUGCCUCCAUCACGCAGUGUUUCUCCAUCACCAAAGCAUGCAGGCUCUGGUAGCCCAGGCAGUGAGAGCAAGGAGUAAAGCUUGUUGAUUUGGUGACGCCUAAGAACAAUCUCCCUGGGAUUGCAGAUCAUUGACUGAGCACAUUGGGAGUAAACUGCUAUCAAGGUUGCUAGUACUGUAUGGUUUCUAGAAUUGUGUUUUCCAGUUGUCAAAGUUAUGCAGUUGGUUUGUAUUUCGAUGAUAUUGUGUUUUCAUGCCCAUCUACUGCAUCUACUUUAUAUGCGUUAGACUUCUUGAUACCAUCAUAUUAACUUGUUAAAACAUUUGUGCAUUUUCUA
Molecule: messenger RNA, 1197 nt
Organism: Panicum virgatum (switchgrass)
Lineage: Eukaryota; Viridiplantae; Streptophyta; Magnoliopsida; Poales; Poaceae
Product: serine/arginine-rich splicing factor SC35-like
Exons: 8
Coding region: 149-937 (262 amino acids)
Molecular function (GO): RNA binding
Source: RefSeq, a predicted model, not a curated record